This is a messenger RNA of Coprinopsis cinerea okayama7#130, 1090 nucleotides long. RefSeq names its product NifU-like protein c. Lineage: Eukaryota; Fungi; Basidiomycota; Agaricomycetes; Agaricales; Psathyrellaceae. Gene Ontology annotation, biological process: iron-sulfur cluster assembly. Gene Ontology annotation, molecular function: iron ion binding; iron-sulfur cluster binding. The record is from RefSeq and is a predicted model, not a curated record. Bases 1 to 876 code for a protein of 291 amino acids. The transcript has 4 exons. Gene Ontology annotation, cellular component: mitochondrion.
AUGUCCUUCUCCUCGUCGCUGCGAACAUUAGCUAGCUCAUCGCGUAUUGCUGCCCGAAUAUCGCGUCGUCAACAUGGCUUUUCUCUAGCAACAAGAACACUCGUUUCAGCGUCGCUGAGGCCUGCUCUCGUUCCGUCAUCGAGGACGAGACUACAAAAUGCCCUGCCUCGGGUGAAUUACCAACCUCAAAGAACCAUGUUCAUCCAGACCGAGAGCACCCCCAACGAGGACUCCCUCAAAUUCAUCCCAGGCGUACCUGUCAUGGAGGAAGGCUCAGCCGAAUUUCUGGAUACACGCUCUGCCCUGGCGUCACCCCUUGCCCUGAGACUGAUGGGCAUUGAAGGUAUUACUGGAGUAUUCUAUGGGCCUGACUUUGUGACAGUGUCCAAGAGUUCGGACCACCCCUGGGCGGUCGUUAAGCCCGAAGUAUACGCCCUCUUGAUGGAAUUUUUCUCGUCUGGGCAACCCCUCUUCAGAAGUGAAGAGGACCGAGAAGCUGCUGGACCCCAGGACACCCGGAUAUUGGACACGGAUUCCGAAACAGUUGCGAUGAUUAAGGAACUGCUGGAAACACGAGUUCGCCCAGCAAUCAUGGAAGACGGAGGAGACAUCGAGUAUCGCGGCUUUGACGAGAAUGACGGCAUCGUCCGUGUCAAGCUAAAAGGCAGUUGCCGCGGUUGUGAAUCUAGCUCUGUGACCUUGAAGAGUGGGAUCGAGCGGAUGCUAAUGCAUUAUGUUCCAGAGGUGAAGGGUGUCGAGCAGAUACUGGAUGAGGAAGAGCAAAUUGCGCUCGAUGAAUUCGAGAAACUGGAAAAACGACUGGCGGAGAAGGAAGGCAAAAAGGACUCGCCCAUGGCCCAGUACAUGUCGGUAUGAGACAAGCCCUGCACAGCGCCUCUUGGCUUAGCCAUAUUGCGAGGAUGAUGCCCCACGUUCCGUUGCAUGGGACUUUGGGUACCUGAUGAGUACCAGGACGGACACGCACUGUGGCGAGAAAACCGCACUAAGGACUCAGCUGACUGGUAAUUACGGACUUGUGUGGAUUAAUUAGUAUUCGCAUUUGUGUUAGAGAGCAGAAAUAGAGUUUAUG